Molecule: messenger RNA, 6786 nt
Organism: Xyrauchen texanus (razorback sucker)
Lineage: Eukaryota; Metazoa; Chordata; Actinopteri; Cypriniformes; Catostomidae
Product: la-related protein 4-like
Exons: 16
Coding region: 821-3067 (748 amino acids)
Biological process (GO): positive regulation of translation
Cellular component (GO): cytoplasmic stress granule; cytosol
Molecular function (GO): mRNA 3'-UTR binding
Source: RefSeq, a predicted model, not a curated record
AAAAAAUAAAUAAAUUACAUUUCAAACAACCUGACACCAUGUACUAUGUUCGUCCAUUGCAAAAAUUCUGUAAAGGUGAAGUUAAACUGUUAAGUAAAUUACCUAAGAUGACAUAUCUAAAAACUAGCAUACACCAACACACUCUCAAUGCGAAAUUGUGAGAAUUCUAAAUGUGCCUAAUUCGUAUGAUAUCGUGCUACUGCACUCGUUUGAAUGCCUACGACAUCGUUUCCAUCACAAUACUUGCUUCUGUCACAUACAACAGCUUCCUAUUAUGUUAACACGCUCUACUGAUUAAGUAUGUCCUUAACGCCUCCUUUGCCCGUGCUAAAUUACACAAAGUUUCGUUAGAUAAGGUGCGAGGACGGCGGUAAUUAUGUGGAUUAUUCGCUAUGUCAUGAUUAGUUGCGUCUGUAGCUAUGCGGAUAGAGCGCCCGCUGGUUGCUAUGCAGCGCAGCGCGUGUUGCCCACAGUUGCCAGGGAAGAGCGAACGUGAUGGAGGGGGUGGUCGCAUUGUCUUUCGGGACGGUGGCGGUGUGUGAAUAGCUUGCCAUCUGUCAGAAACGCUCGCUGAUCCCCUGGUUUGAGUUUCUAACAUGAUAGAUUAUUAGGGUACGAAGUAAACCAAUAACUGAGAUUCGAAAGCUUUGUUGAUAGCACAGCUCCCUUGUUCCCCUUCGUUUCGUUCCGAAAAGGUAAGACAAGCCAACCCUAACUAGCUAGAGCAAGUGCUUGUUGCAUUCUGCCGGCGCGUGUUGGUGAGGAGUGGCGCGGUGUUUCAUCACGGAUUGGCCGGCCGGUGCAGAGCCAAAGGCAGCCGAUGACUUCGGAGAGUAGCAGUCAACCUCAACGGAAGGAGGAGUUCGAGCCGGGACCAGUCGCCCGAGAUCAAGAGGAGAAAACCGGCCAGGACGAAGGCGGCAUGGUGACCACCAAGGGGACCGGUCUGAAUCCCAAUGCUAAAGUGUGGCAGGAAGUGUCUGCACCUACUAACCAGGCUUCAGAGGUGGAAACAGAGACUCCCCAUUGGCCACAAGCAGAUGCUGCCUCCACUGAAGAGUCAGAGGGCUUCAAGGAAUGCAGUGUUGGCUAUGGCGACUCUGAAUCAGCCCCUCCUUUAGAAAGCAGCAUGUUGAAUGGCAUGGAGUCCGCAGAACUGGCUUACCCUCUCUAUGAAGCAGUGAAAGGAGAGGUGGUUGAGGAGCAGCUGCCUCUGUCCGAGGAGAGUCUGAAGGAGUUACUUAAGAAACAGCUGGAGUUUUGCUUCUCAAGGGAGAAUCUGUCAAAGGACCUUUAUCUGAUAUCUCAGAUGGACAGUGAUCAGUUUGUCCCUAUUUGGACCAUUGCAAGCAUGGAGGGUGUCAAACUGCUGACCACUGAUAUGGACCUGAUACUUGAGGUGCUACGAGCCUCUCCCGUGGUGCAGGUGGAUGAGAAGGGUGAGAAGGUUCGGCCAAACCACAAACGAUGCAUCAUUAUCCUCCGAGAAGUCCCUGAGACCACACCUGUAGAGGAGGUGGAGGCGCUGUUCAAAAGUGAGAAGUGUCCGCAGGUCAUCAGCGUGGAGUUUGCACACAAUAACAACUGGUACAUCACAUUCCAGUCUGAUACUGAUGCACAGCAGGCUUACAGAUAUUUACGUGAGGAAGUCAAAACAUUUCAGGGCAAACCAAUCAUGGCUCGCAUCAAGGCAAUUAACACAUUCUUUGCUAAGAAUGGUUAUGGGGUAGUUGAUUCUGUGGUGUACUCUGCUGCUCAAUCCCAGUACUCCUCUCCAGUCUACCUGCAGCAGGUAUACCAGCCCCAACAGCAGUACCCCCUCUACAGCCUCCUGCCACAGACAUGGACCCCCUCACCAACCCCUUACUUUGAAACUCCUCUGGCUCCAUUUCCCAACAGCACAUUUGUAAAUGGAUUUGGCACAUCAGGAAGCUACAAAGCUGGCUCAUCUCCAAUCGGCCUUACACGCAACUACACCAGCAACCGGAAUCGUGUAAAGCCACAGCUUCAUGCUGAUGUUGGUAAGCUGACAGAGACUUUGUCCGGUACCGGCAGUCCUCAGUCCCCAUGCACUCCCACUUCCGACACCAGCACCUCCACCCUCACCCCGCUCUCUGAACCGCCAAAUUCCCCCAGAGAAAACCACCACUCAGAUCUAGGCAUCAACAACCGGACCAGGAGAGGAAGCUACCGUGGCAUGAGGAGGAGAAGAGAAGAUGAAAGAACGAGGCAGCAUAUUGAAACUGAGGUGAAUACUCCGUCCCCUAAGUUUGACCUUGCGACCACAAACUUCCCACCAUUGCCAGGAGGUGUGCCGAACUGUCUGCCAGCUGUGGCCGUGCCAACAGAGUCGGUGUUGGAAAAUCGCAUGGCAGACGUUGUUAAAGGCAUCAACAAGGACAAGCCGGACUCGAUUAAGCAAGAUGUUUGUCAAGAUCCUGGAACGUGUCAAUUGGAAGCGCAGUCGACUGCAUCCUCCAUUACAGCUUCAAAGAUACCCGCCCCUCAACAGGACACACCUGCCACUAGUGAGUCACGUCAAGUGAAGAAACUAGAGAAGGGGGUUCAGAUCUCUGACACACCUCCCAACCCAGCAUCAGUGGCCACAAACCUAGCACCAUCUAUUCCUGUCCCCAAACUGUCAUGCAACCAAACAAAUUCAAGCACUGCAACAACUUCUGUACCUACUAGCAUAACUGUGCAGGAGCCUCGGAAGCUUAGCUAUGCAGAGGUGUGUCAGAGACCACCUAAAGACCCACCCCCCGCACCGGCCAGCCCAACCCCCUCUCCCAACACAAACCAACCACUACGUGAGCUUCGUGUCAACAAAGCGGAAGGCCCAGCCUCAUCCCACUGCAGUACCAAUGAGAAACUGGAGAAAGGAAAUGGGGAUCGGACAUCUAGAGAGCAGACUGGCUACCAACGUGGUAACUGUCCCAGAGGGUCAGGCUUUAAGCUCCGAGAGCAACAGAGACGGCCCCCUCAGCGUCGACGAUCCUCUCCACAGUCAGGGUAUAACAGACGCAGUGGAAAAGAACAAAACAUCCCACCCAGAUUGCCAAAGUAAUUUCUGCUAUGCCCACAACACAUGAAAACUUGUAUGUAUACUUGUAUACAUAUUCUAUAAAACAAAGCAAAAAUAUAUAAAUAUAUAUAUAAAUCUACAUAUAAAACUGGACUGUUGCACUGUGGUGUCGAAGAAACCUCUGCUUCCUUAAAGACUUUGUCAUCUGGAAAGUUGGUCCUUAUACAGGAGAAAACUAGCAAUUUAAGGAAGAAACAAACCUCAAACUUGAAUGAAAAAUGGAGACCAUGCUUCCUCUGUUUUAUUUACAAAGGUUGAUUAGCUUGAGAAUGGAUUUUGAUUUUACUUGGAGUGUUUUUGGUCCUGGCACUAGUGUACAAUGCUGUAAAUUUUUAUUGUCUGUAAAAACUAUAUACUUUUGGUAAAAAAGUACUGUUGGUGAGAAAUUUAGCCAGCACAUGUUCUGUAUAUGCAACAAAUCCCACUAAGACAGCAAGACGUUGCUCACCGGUCCAUAUCUCACCUGUUUUUAUGUAUUUGUUAGUUCCUGUGUUUGCACCUGUCCUAAAUAAGGGCUGGGAAAAAAAUAUAUUUACAAAUGCAUCACCGUGCUUUCUCAAAUGAUUCUGUCAAUGCACAAAAGCUCAAUUGAAAUUUUUGCUUUUUAGAGAAAGCUUACAGAGUACAAAUAUUACACAUAAGAGCCAAAAUGUGUGCAAAAUCUGCUAAAUUCACUAUAUGUAAAUGUAUUCUAAAUGUUCUAUUUUUCUGCAUUGAGCUGGAAGAACAAUGUUGUGUUCUUGCUGUCUAUUUGACUAAAUGGCUUAAGGUCUGGUCCAAAUUCCAGAUUUUUCUGACGAGAACUGUAUACAAUUGUGAACUAGUACCUAAACUAAAAUCAGUUUGUUGUGGAACUUGCCAUCUAAUUUAAUCUGAAUGGGAAUAGAGACAUUCUGACCAACAUUUUAAAGUGAACAACCACAGAUUUUUAUUUUACAUGCCAUUUAGGAGUGGCUUUAUCUGAAAUAAUUUAUACCACAAUAAUAGAUGUUUUAGGACUAUAAAAUAAAAUUACAAAUGAAUAAUGAUUAUUGCGUACAAUUACCAAUAAUUUUGUUCCAUUUAAUAAUUCCCUGUCUACAAUGAAGCAUCAAUUUCUAGAUGGAUGCAGAUGUAAUUUACUGCUAUUAACAACAAUCUGUAAAAUGUUAACUUAAUUUAUAUAGAAAUAUUCUAAUAGUGCGAAUGAGUUAGGACUCCAUAACCGCUUCCUUUUCAUCAGGCAUUUACUCAUUAAAAUAAAGCCAGUUAUCAAUUACAGAUAGCUUGGUCCAUAAUUCACAAAGGUCCAUGUUUUAAACACCUUGAUUUUACUUUGCCUUUAUGAAAAUGAACCAUAAUUUUUGCUUGUGAUGUGAAAAAGCCUUACAAUUUAUGCACAAUUUUCCCCCUUUUUUUUCCUCUCUCGUCAGUGCUGUUUAAUUUGAUUUUAAACUAGUUUAAUGAGACACGUUUGGGGUUUUCAUGGAGGUUUUACAUAAUUCUGUGUUUAAUUCUGCGACCCACCCCGCACAUCUCGCAGCACUACGAGUAUCUAUUUGCAAGUAAAUGCACCUCUGCUCUGUCCAUUUAAGCUAUGCUGACAAUUGAUUCAGUAUAACCGUAGCAUGUAUCGUUCUGCUUUUUGAGCAUUUGCUAUGAUUUUCUUUUUUUCAACAUAACAUGUCAGCACCUCAGAGUUGGUUAACUUUUGUAGUCGCACCAGUGCAACCUCUUAUAAAAUUUGGUGUCACUGGGAGAAAAAAAUGGUCGCACUAUAGAGCCCUGCCUUAUUUGUGGAAGUUGAGUAAAGCCAGACAAUAGCGUCAGAACUUGCCAUGUCAAAAAAGUACAUUUUCCAGUUUUCCUGUACAGUAUGCAUCAGACAGAAUCAUUUUGUAUUCGCAUUGUGACUAGCACGGUCACCCUUAGUACAACACUGCAAGACAAAUGGUAUGUGAAGAGAAUAUUUAGACCGGGAAAGAAUGGAAGAGGAAAUGUGAAGGUUUUUAAGCUCUCAAAUCAAAUCAAAUCACUUUAUUGUCACACUACCAUGUACACAAGUGCAACAGUAGGUGAAAUUCUUGUGUGCAGUUCCGAGCAACAUAGCAGUCAUGACAGUGACAGACAUAUACCAAGGUCUCUCAGAAUGAGACCUAACAAGAAUGUCUUGAAAAAUGAAAUGGUACAUCUGUAGAAAAAAGAAAUGGAGUACAAACAUUGGUAUGUAUUUUUGUGAUGAUUGAGUUGUGCUGUAUAAUGUUGCAAAGUGUCACCUGUGAUGUCCAGUGUUUUUGGAGUUUGAGUCUGACAGUAACCAAGGAAGAUCGAGCUGCUUUUGUGAUUAAUGAUAUUUGUUUAGAUAAGCAUGUGUUGAAGCCACUGUUUGUCUUCCUUUCCAUUUAGAGUGAAAGUCUUGUGUUUUAUAGCAAUCAGGUGUUUGUACAGUUGGCUUUGAUUGAAUUUUCAGUUUUUCCCUCUGCUGUAGAUGCUGGUGACAGUAAUCAGGUUGGUGUGCUGCUUCAGAAUUGCUGUUCAUGUCCAGUCUGUAAUAUUUAGUCAGUCCACAUGGUCCUGGUUUUGUUUGCUUUUUAAUCUGUGAUGCUUUCAUUUAUGCCUUUACAUUUCAGGUGUGAUUACCUGUAUGUAGAGCGAUGUACUGUAAUAUACCUGCUACAGUGUUCAUAAUUUAAGUGUCAUCUGAUCUGAGGGAACUCUGGACCUCAAAGGAAAUGGGAUGUGUAUGACUGCUAAUAUAGCCUUUUAAUUCAGUAAUCACAUUAAACUCUUCAGGGGUCUUAAGUUUCAGUUCAUGAAAUGUAUAUUUGAAUGUUUAAAUAUUUCAUUUGUGACUCUGUAAUGCAUGAUUUUCUCCUCAAUUUAUCCUCCCCCUUUUGUCGCAUCUGUCAUUCACAUGUAUAUUUUGCAUUAAUCCAGACCAAAGUCAAAUCGGCAGAGACAAUCUCAGGAAGUGCUGUUUAAAUACAGUAACUCCUCUCUUAUCAUUCUGCCAUGGGCAGGGCCACUGUUUAAUGAGUGAGUGGUUAUAAUCAUGGUUAUGUUGAAUAGCGUUUAUGCAUGCAUGCUUGUGUGUUUUAGUUUUAUGAAACAUCCUUUUGUCUAGAGCCUUCUAAAGGUAUCAAUGUGUCCUAAUGAUUUUCUCAUAUCCCUUUUAUUUGGCAAGUUUAAACUGAAGAAUAGUUCGGGAGAGCAAGAUCAUUCAGGAAUUGUUUAAUUUAUUUUGUUUAAAUACUGUUUCUUUGUUCAACUUAAAUUAGUGUGGGUUUCCUGUCCUAACAUAUGUGUGUUAAUAGUUAUAAGAUGUUAUUUCAGAUUAUUUUCUAUAUUUGGCAAUAUGCUCUUUGUGCGCAAAUUGUGUAGGGACUGUGCCACUAAAAUUAAAUCAGUGGACCUAGUUUUAUUUUUUUAUCUGAAUUAAUGGGUUUGAUUCAUAACCGGCUGUUGAAAUGAAAUGUAUUAAGUUUUGUUGCUAAUCUUAUCCUCUGUAGGCUAUAAGCUUUUUGGAAUUGUAAGUGUUGAAGUAGCAAGUAUUUACCCAAACUUUUUUUUAGGGGGGUAGGUUCUGUGCUGGAAGAGAAUAGGCAUAGCAACUGCUGAGUGAAGUGUUUUUGGAUGACAUUGUAGAUGUUUCAUGAAAACAUGUGAAGGGAAGUGGAAGAAAAAAUAAAUAAAAUUAUGAAUCAGUAUGGUUUUAUUCUUGA